AUGACGUCACACAGCUCCUCUAACAGGAAGUGGGCGGCGGCUCAAAGGGCUCUCCAAGACCUCCUCCAGGACGAGUACCCCGCCGGUCCUCCUGGUCCUCCUGGUCCUCCUGGUCCUCAUGUGGACCGGCUGCAAGUGUCCCAGGACCAGGCCGUCCUGUACCUGAAGUACCUGCAGGUGUUCCGCGGUCUGGAGGAGGUCUACGAGCAGCUGGUUCAGCCCCAGAGGAGGCGGGCGGUCCGGAUGGUUCUGGACCGGCUGACGGGUCGACUGCUGGAGCUCAAGUCUCAGAUGGUGGAUCUGGAUCUCUCCGAGUUCCACUACUUUGAUGACCUGCUGCUGGACCUGAAGAUGACCCCGAAGGACCUGGAGGUCCCGGUUCCUCGUUACUUCCUGAGAGAGAAGAUUCAGCUUCAGACGAAGUUCUCCAAGUUUCUGGAAACACAACGAACCAACCGGAUGGUGAGUCGGGUCCAGGUGAGUCUGGAGGAGGCGGUCCGUCUCCUGCAGGUGUCUGAGCGCGCUCGGCAGGGACGAAUCAGAGCCCAGUUCAUGAAGGAGCUCGUCCAAUCAGAGAGAGGCGUCGGCAGACACACCUGGAAACCCACAAACCUGACCCGGGACCAGGCCGCGGUCCGGAUCCAGAAGGUUUGGAGAGGUCUCAGUCAGAGGAACCGAACCAACACACUGAGAACCGAGGAGAUGGUGUUCCUGGGAAUGAUCCCAGCGGGGCCUCCUGGUCCUGGUUCAGCCCAGCUCCGGGCCCGGCGUGUGUCAGCGGGUCGGAGGCUGAUCCAGGAUCAGAACGAGGAGGAGUACCGGAGAGCCCAGCUGAGUGUGAAGCAGUCGGUUCUUGCCGUGGAGGGAACCGACAUCAGGGAGACCCUGCAGGAGCAGAUCCGCCAGUGGUUCAUCGAGUGCAGAGACGCUACCGGGAAGUUUCCAGAGUUUCCUGACGGUGAAGACGGAGGAUCAGCUUCAAUAUUCACCCACAAAACACCUGAGCAGGUCUCCACUGAGCUGACAGCGAGAGAGGAGGAGAAAGAGAAGAAGAAGAAGAAGAAGAAAGAAGAACAGCGAGGAGGACCAGAGAAGAAGAAGGAGACGACGGGAAAAAGGAAGAAGAAGAAGAAGAAGAAAGAGGAGACGAAGGAAGUGGACCGUUGGGUGGAUCCUCACUGUCUCCUCGCUGACGUCGGAGAAGGAGACCGAAUCUUCUCAGAUGUGUGGCGUUGCCGUGACGACAGUCUCCAGCUGCUCAGAGAGGAGAAGAGACGGGAAGUGGAACAGGAAGUCCGACUUCAGGUGGACGAGCUGAUGAGGGCGGAGCUGGAAAACCUCAGACUGGUUGUGGACAAAACAAAGAAGAAGAAGAACAAGAAAGGAAACAGAAAGAAGAAGAAGAAGACCAAGAAGAAGAAGAGAGACAAGGACCUGACAGCAGACAGGUCGUUACAGUCUCUGUGUGAGGAGUUGAUUCUGGAGGGUUUCCUCAUCCAACCAAUGGACAUCAAGCUCUCUGACUACAUCGGUGAGUGCAGUUACUUGGCCUCCACUCUCAGACAGGUGAACAUUGAACCGAUGCCGUCUCUGUCUGAUGUCAGGCAGCUCAUCACUCUGUACACCGUCCUGCCUCUGGGAUGCCCGGCGGUCCUGGAGAAGUUCCCGGUGUUGAAGACUCUGCUGCUGGCCGGUCCGUCCGGAGUCGGGAAGAAGAUGUUGGUUCACGCCGUCUGCAGUGAGACCGGAGCUCACCUGUUCCACCUAAGCCCCGCCCACCUGAGCACCAGGUACCCCGGCAGAGGAGGAGCCGCCUACCUGCUGCACCUGGUCUUCAAGGUAGCAGGUGAGCUGCAGCCGUCUGUGAUCUGGAUCGAAGACGCAGAGAAAACGUUCUACAAGAAAACUCCAAAAUGUGACAGAGAGUUGGAUCCUCGGAGGUUCAAGAAAGACCUUCUGAAGUCUCUGAAGACUCUGAAACCGGAGGGUCGAGUUCUGGUGAUCGGGACGACUCGCCGACCGUUUGAUGCCGACAUCAAACCGUUCUGUAAAGUCUUCAAGAAGAUCAUCCUGGUCCCAAGACCGGACUACUCAUCCAGACUAGUCCUGUGGAGGGAGCUGCUGCGUGCUGAGGGGGCGGAGCCUGGUCCGGGUCUGGACCUCAGCUCAUUGGCUAAGGUCACCGACGGCUUCACCCCGGGUCACAUCCUGCAGUCGGUGCGCUCGGUGCUCCGCCCCUCCAGGCUGAAUAAGCUCCGCCUCCAACGGCUGACCGGUGCCGAGUUCAUCCAAUCACUGUCGAGGAUGGAGCCGGUGUACAGGGAGGAGGAGGAGGCCUUCAAGGUUUGGUUCAGUCAGACGCCGCUGGGCCGGAGGAAAGCACGCGCCGCCAAAACCAACGAAGAAGAAGCAGGAGGAGGAGAGAAGAAGAAGAAGAAGAAGAAGAAGAGCAAAGAGGACAAAAACAAGAAGAAGAAGAAGAAGAGAAAGUGACUGUUUCUUUAUUUCCAUCCAGUUUAAGACUUAAAUGAUCAUGAAGGUUAAAGGUCGUCUCCAGCACCAC
This is a messenger RNA of Anoplopoma fimbria (sablefish), 2563 nucleotides long. Its product is annotated as dynein regulatory complex protein 11-like. The record is from RefSeq and is a predicted model, not a curated record. NCBI's taxonomy places the organism in Eukaryota, Metazoa, Chordata, Actinopteri, Perciformes, Anoplopomatidae. Bases 1 to 2493 code for a protein of 830 amino acids. The transcript is spliced from 19 exons. Gene Ontology annotation, molecular function: protein binding; ATP binding; ATP hydrolysis activity.